This is a messenger RNA of Caenorhabditis briggsae, 1041 nucleotides long. The record is from RefSeq and is a predicted model, not a curated record. Bases 1 to 1041 code for a protein of 346 amino acids. The transcript has 6 exons. Lineage: Eukaryota; Metazoa; Nematoda; Chromadorea; Rhabditida; Rhabditidae.
AUGAACUCAUCUAACUAUUAUUAUUCCACAAAUGCCACAUUUGUUGGCUCCUCUUCUGGAUUCCAUCAGAUUCUUGCAAUAACUCUAAUGACAAUAAAAGUACUACUGAAUUCGGUUGGACUACUUUUGAACUGUCUCUUACUUUAUAUGAUAAUUCAAAAUUUCCAAAAACUUCACAAAACAUUCAGCAUUCUUUUGACCUAUACUCUUAUAAACGAUUGUUUAAUUUCAGUUACUCUACUAUUAACAAUUAAAAGAAUAAUUCAAUGUCAUGAGACCCUUGCAAUGGUCUUCUUCGGUCCAUGCACUCUAAUAUCCACACCAUUCUGUCAUGUUCUCGAUGCAGUUCAUCUCCAUGCGCUUCAGAAUUGGAUCUUAUCUCAAAUUCUUUUAAUUGGCUUUCGAACUGCAAUGUUAUCAUCUGCUCAAUCAUUUCUUUCUGUUAAACGGACUAUAUUCUUCUGUCUAUUGGCAUGGUUGCCGGGUUUGGUUUCGUUGGUCCUCCAUGUCACCUACAAAUUCUCCCGUCCACAUCUUCUGGAAUUGAUUCAUAGAUGCUACGAUGAAAACUUUUCCUUCAGCUUCAUAAGUGGAUACGAAUCCUUCUACAAUUCUCCCCUUCCAUUCACAAUAUUCAUGUUACUGGUCCCCAAUAUUCCCCAUUACUUUCUGGUAUACUGCUUCCGACACAAACAAAAUCAUGAUCUGAAGCGUCGAACAAUGUCAAUGACGACUCUAAAAAUGCAUACAACUCUUCGAAAAGUUUCCACAAUGAAGGCAUUUCUUCCUCUAUUUCUUCUUGCCGAUGUUCUAAUUUAUUUCUUCUGCCAACUAGAAUUUCUACCUCCUCAAUUCAUCGAGUACUUUCUAGGUACGAUCUCAAGUUCCAUCAACAUCCUAAAUCCAGUAAUCGCAAUGUGCUGCUUCCGACCGUAUCGAAAAAUGAUCAAGGGGUAUUAUCGACUCAUUAUAUCAAAAUUCUCUGCCCAUCCAAAAGUCAUGUUUCUGGAAGGAAGUUCCGACGAAGUUGUUAAUUUGUGA